AUGGAUUUUCGGGACAAGUACCUCUAUCCCGUGGAAAACCAGCCGAUCGAUAAAGCGGCUAUUGUAAAUCCGCAGAGUCUAGUUCUGCCUGGUUAUGUGGCACAACAGCCUCCACCACACAAUAACCAAAUACACUUGCAGACGGAUUUCACGUAUCCACCACCGACACAUCCGCAUGGGAUCUGGCUACAAUCUUUUCCCAAUGCAUGGCAAACACAGUUCUGUAUGCCCAGUCCUACACAACAGGCCAACACAACCGUUACUAACGCUGCAACAUGCUAUAACAAUCCUUCCACGUUCAGUUCAUCUAGUAACACAGCUACUUAUAGUCCUUAUGGACCACCUUUUGCACACUGGUGGUCGUUCAAUAACAGUGCACAUCAACAAACACCUUAUCAGUAUGGGAAUACUCCAAGCAACAAUUAUCGAAGACAGUUCUCUCAAAAUGCUAAUGGGAAUUUCUUUGAUAAUUCUAAACAAAAUCCACAAACACCAUCAUCAUUGUCAACACAAAAUUGGCCUCAAUUUAAUCAAAGACCUCAGUUUAUACCAAGACAACGUAUGCUUAGGAACAGGCCUCAUUUUUCCGUUCAAAAUCAAUCAAGAGGAACUAAACAGAAAACAAUUAAUGCUAUGACUGAAGACAAAAAAUGGAAGCACGAAUUAAAAUCAAAACAAUCUGAAGAACCACAGCGUGCUCAAAAACCAUGGAAUCGAGAAGAUUCUAUAAAAGCAAUCGCUGUCGAGAAGGAAUUUCAAAGACCCAAAAACAAUCAAAUCAUGAUCAGAUUUCCAGAUCAUGAAAUUACUCAGGAAAUUGUUCAGAACUUUCAUACUGACAUUAAAUCUGUACAUUUCCAAGCACCAACCUUUCCGAGGUGUUGUUUUGUGGAAGUACAACCAAGUGCAAAUAUUGAAAAUGUUGCAAAUGCGCUAAAUGAAACUUUUUUCCAACAUGGAAAAUUGAAGGUAGAAAUCAAAGAAAAUAAUUUUGAAAAAAAUUCAUUACCGGAGAGCAUUGAUCCAUAUACAUUAUAUCUUGCAAAUUUGGCACCAAAUAUCACAUAUAAAGCUGUUAAAGAUGAAUUUCCAAAAGCCAUUCAAGUAAACAUUGGGGUUGCUACAAAAAUGAAGUUCACAAGAUGUGCAUUUAUUAAGUUUUCUAACGUGGAAGAUGCGAUACAAGCGUACAAAGAAAAAUAUAAUUUGGUUAUUAAGAGCCGAUUGGUUAUGUUAAGAUUUAGACGUAUCAAAGAAAAUGUAAGCCCACCUGAACAGGUUGAUAAAUUACUAAAUGAGAAGAAUGAAUUUGACAUACAAAGUUUACAGAAAAAAAUCAAGAGAGAACCUAUAGAAGAAAAUAUUGAUGAAUAUGAUUCUUCUCCAAUUAAUGUAUCGAGAGUAGUUAAGCCUGAAAUGGUGGAAGAGGAUAAAUAUGAAGAUGAUUCUAAAUAUGAAUCUAUACAAUAUGAAAAUGAUAUUGAUAUAAAAUCUGAGUGGCCAGAUUAUGAAAAUGAAUAUGAUGAACAAUAUUAUGAAGAGGAAGAUACAGAUGAAUCUUAUACUUUCCGAAGAAAUGAAACAGUAAGUAUGGUUGUAGUGCUUGCUGAUAAUAAUAGUGUUUAG
This is a messenger RNA of Macrosiphum euphorbiae (potato aphid), 1626 nucleotides long. The record is from the annotation of a GenBank genome assembly. NCBI's taxonomy places the organism in Eukaryota, Metazoa, Arthropoda, Insecta, Hemiptera, Aphididae.